Molecule: messenger RNA, 1949 nt
Organism: Austrofundulus limnaeus
Lineage: Eukaryota; Metazoa; Chordata; Actinopteri; Cyprinodontiformes; Rivulidae
Product: glycogen phosphorylase, liver form
Biological process (GO): glycogen catabolic process
Cellular component (GO): cytoplasm
Molecular function (GO): pyridoxal phosphate binding; glycogen phosphorylase activity
Source: RefSeq, a predicted model, not a curated record
ACACACACACACACACACACACACACACACACACACACACCGUGUUUCCUGGACUCCAUGGCGACUCUCGGCCUUGCAGCCUAYGGCUACGGCAUUCGAUAUGAAUACGGCAUCUUUAAUCAGAAGAUCAGAGAUGGCUGGCAGGUGGAGGAGGCCGAUGAUUGGCUGAGGCACGGAAAUCCCUGGGAGAAGGCUCGGCCCGAGUACAUGCUGCCCGUUCACUUCUAUGGACGCGUGGAGGAGACCAGAGACGGGCCUCGAUGGGUGGACACUCAGGUUGUCCUGGCGAUGCCGUAUGACACGCCCAUCCCUGGCUACAUGAACAACACGGUGAACACCAUGAGGCUGUGGUCGGCCCGCGCCCCGAAUGACUUCAACCUAAAGGACUUUAAUACUGGAGAUUACAUACAGGCCGUUCUGGACAGAAACCUGGCGGAGAACAUCUCCCGUGUUCUCUACCCGAAUGACAAUUUCUUCGAAGGAAAAGAGCUUCGUUUGAAGCAGGAGUAUUUUGUCGUAGCAGCAACACUCCAAGACAUCAUUCGCCGCUUUAAGACCACGAAGAAGGGCAGCCCCGGACGCAUCUCCUUCGAGGGAUUCCCAGACAAAGUCGCCAUCCAACUGAAUGACACCCAUCCUGCCAUGGCCAUCCCUGAGCUGAUGAGGAUCUUUGUGGACAUUGAGAAACUUGACUGGGAUACAAAAAUUGCUGCUCUUUUCCCAAAAGACGURGACAGACUGAGGAGGAUGUCUCUGAUCGAAGAGGACGGGUGUAAGAGGGUCAACAUGGCCCACCUCUGUAUCGUGGGUUCUCACGCUGUCAACGGAGUGGCUGAGAUCCACUCCAACAUCAUCAAGACUGAAAUAUUUCGGGACUUUAGUGAUUUGGAGCCGGACAAGUUCCAGAACAAAACGAACGGCAUCACUCCGCGCCGCUGGUUACUGCUCUGCAACCCGGGCCUGGCCGAACUGAUAGCUGAGGUGAUCGGGGAGGAUUAUGUGAAGGACUUGAGUCAGCUGAGGAAGCUGAAUGACUUUGUUGACAACGCAGCCUUCAUUCGAGACGUGUCGAAGGUCAAACAGGACAACAAGGUGAAGUUUGCCCAGUACCUGGAGAAGGAGUACAGGGUGAAAAUCAACAUCUCCUCCAUGUUUGACGUCCACGUUAAGAGAAUCCACGAGUACAAGCGCCAGCUCCUCAACUGCCUGAACAUUAUCUCCAUGUACAACCGGAUCAGGAAGAACCCGACUGCACCUUUUGUACCUCGCACAGUGAUCAUUGGUGGAAAGGCUGCUCCAGGGUAUCACAUGGCUAAACUCAUCAUCAAGCUCAUUACUUCAGUGGCUGAUGUGGUGAAUAAUGACCCUGUGGUGGGAAACAAACUCAAAGUCAUUUUCCUGGAAAACUACAGGGUUUCCCUGGCAGAGAAAGAACCAAGUGGAGUGGACCAAGAUGGUGAUCAGGAACAUUGCUGCCACAGGGAAGUUCUCCAGCGACAGAACCAUUGCCGAAUACGCCACCGAGGUCUGGGGCGUCGAGCCGACCGACCUGAAGAUUCCUCCGCCCAACGAGCCCAGAGAGGCCAUCGAGGAAACGGUCAAGGCUCUGAAGAAAAUGUGAAAAAAAACUGUAAACUUUACGUUUACACGUCAUGUGUGUAACUUUAACAUGUUACAGAUCCUGUCUGAGGUGCUUUCAUGUUACUGUACGUCUCCAACACAUUCAGAGUUUUAACUUCCUAUCUGAUGUUCCCAGGCUUCAGGAGGGAUUAGACUGAAACAGCUGUUUUCUAAUAUUUGUUGUUUUUUUUUUAGGUCUUUCCUGUGACUUUAUGGUUCUACUGAGACACAAACUAGUCUUUUUCUUAAACGUGUUAAACUGGAUUAAAAAUGGAAAGUAACUCGAUGCUUAUAGUUUUCACUGAGAAUAAAAAAACACUUUAAAAUGA